Messenger RNA from Vombatus ursinus (common wombat), 1456 nucleotides. RefSeq names its product family with sequence similarity 81 member A (gene FAM81A). The transcript is spliced from 9 exons. NCBI's taxonomy places the organism in Eukaryota, Metazoa, Chordata, Mammalia, Diprotodontia, Vombatidae. The record is from RefSeq and is a predicted model, not a curated record. Bases 88 to 1221 code for a protein of 377 amino acids.
GCCGCCGCCGCCCAGCAGGGAGGCUGGAGGAAAUGGGUAGCCGCAUCCCGCCCGCCCCCAGUGCCGAUGUGAAUUAUUGAAAGGAAAAUGGCACAACGAAGCACUGUACUUCCUUCUCUUGUCACCGAGGAAAGGCGAGUUAGAACCAUGCCACGACAUAGCCAGUCUUUGAGUGUGGCUCCAUAUUCAUCUGCAAGCCUAGUGGACCAGUUGGAAGAUAGAAUUCUGUGCCAUGAGAAAACAACUGCAGCACUCGUGGAACAUGCUUUUCGUAUAAAAGAUGACAUUGUUAACAGUUUGCAGAAAAUGCAAAAUAAAGGUGGAGGAGAUCGCUUGGCUAGACUGUUCUUAGAAGAGCACAUCAGAAAUAUCACGGCAAUAGUGAAACAACUUAAUCGUGAUAUUGAGGUCCUACAAGAACAGAUACGUGCCAGGGAUAACAUCAGCUAUGGAACAAAUUCUGCCUUAAAGAGUCUGGAGAUGCGCCAACUCUCUGGUUUGGGAGAUCUUCGGGGAAGAGUAGCAAGGUGUGAUGCUAGCAUAGCUAGACUGUCUGCAGAGCAUAAAACAACAUAUGAAGGCCUUCAGCACUUGAACAAAGAACAGCAGGCUGCCAAACUUAUUUUGGAAACUAAAAUCAAAGAUGCAGAAGGACAGAUUUCUCAGCUUUUAAGCAGAGUAGACCUGUCAAUAUCAGAGCAAAGCACAAAGCUGAAAAUGACCCACAGAGAUAGCAACCAUCAGCUUCACCUUUUGGACAUUAAAUUUAAAGGUACAGUGGAAGAACUUAGCAGCCAGAUUUUGUCUGCACGGAAUUGGUUGCAACAGGAGCAAGAACGGAUAGAAAAAGAACUUUUACAGAAGAUUGAUCAACUUGCCUUGGUUGUUAAGGAAAAUAGUGAAAUCAGUGAAAGGACCAUGGAGAAGAAGUUCAGUCAGAUGUCAGCAAAGCUUGAUAAAAUAGAAGAGAUACAGAAGAAAAACAUGGAAGCACAGAGACUGAAAUCUGAUGAUGAGAAGAUCAAUAUCCGAAUCAGUAAGAUUGAAUUGCAGAUGAAUGAAGAGAUGAAAGAAAUGAAAGCAGAAGUCAAUGCUGGGUUUGCUGCCAUCUAUGAAAGCAUAGGAUCACUCAGACAAGUUCUUGAAGCCAAAAUGAAACUUGAUAAAGACCAGAUACAGAAGCAAAUUCAUCAGCUAAAGAAACAAGAGGCUCCCAUGUAAAGAGAUUUGGGACAGUGAUGAUCUAAAAGAAGAGUUUGUCAGUGGGGCUAGGAGCCUGGAUGUUUGUCAGUAUGGUUUGCUCUGUGCAGGAUGUGCAUGUACAAAACAAUGUGUCAUGGGCCUAAAUUUUUUACUUGAGUUGUGAAGACAAUCUUUAGGUGAGAAGAGUAAGUACAUUUUUUAUAACCUAAUUUCACUUAUAAAUAUAAAUUCUAUGGAAUUUGUUCCAUUUUGG